CGCCACUUUUGACGUCAACAAACAACAGCCUUCAGUAACAUUAUCGACCGGUUCUUGUUGAAAUUUAUGUAGGCAGUGUCAGUGAUUUUCAGGAAUACUCCGUGGAUUUUGUAGAUGCCAAGAUGUAAUUUGAAUGCCAACAAGAAUGGAUGAGGAGCUCGGUAUUCAACACUCCUAUAGAGAGUCUUUGAUUAGGAAUGAACUAAAACCAAAUCAACAGCUGCCUGCUGGUUAAAAACAAUUGGUUUACCAGCAGUAUGUCUGAAUAUCAUAAAAAAUAUUUUUGUCCGCGCCUGCUGGAUUACAUGGUCAUUGUGGGCAGCCGACACCACAACAACAACAACAAUGUUGCACAAACACCAGAGUUGUUAAGGCGCUAUCCUCUGGAAGAUCAUGCCGACUUUCCACUGCCUACAGAUGUGAUAUUUUUCUGUCAGCCUGAAGGCUGUAUAAGUGUAGGUCCGAAACGUAUGAGUCUCAGAGAAACUACAUCAUUUGUUUUCACGCUCACAGAAAAAGAUUCCGGGAAAGUGCGGUAUGGCAUAUGUGUGAACUUUUUUAGACCAUUUGAAAGAUAUAAAUCAGAACGAAGAUCAGAUAGUCGGCACAGCACUGACAGCCGUCACAGUACCAUAAGCAGCAGCUUUGGAAGUGAAAGACAGUUCAGUAGUGGUAGUUACAGUGAGGGAAAUCCGAACGUAAGAAACCUGCCACAUAAUGACUCGGAGACACGUUCUCCACGGACUAGUAAAAAAACAAAAUCCUCUUCACGAGUUCGAUGUAAUACUCUAACGUCACUAUGCAUUAUCAGUCACCAUCCAUUUUUUUCAACGUUUCGUGAAUGUUUGUUCAUCUUGCGACGAUUGAUUGAUGCUUGCCAUGAAAGAAGUUGUGCCAGAAGAAUUGGAGGAUCAAGAAGCUUGUCCAGGGACACUGUGUGGGGUGUGUUAACAGGUCAGGGAAGUGACAAUGUAUCAAGCCUCGUUGUGCACGAGAUACGCGAGAUUGAGACCUGGGUGCUUCGACUACUCAGCGCCCCUGUACCUGUGCCUGGAAAAACCCGUGUUGAGAUCCAGGUUCUACCACGUGAAGUCCAGCCUCCACUGCUGUUUGCCUUGCCGGACCACACUCGCUUCUCCCUGAUCGACUUCCCGCUUCACCUCCCCUUGGAACUGCUGGGUGUUGAGACGUGUCUCAAAGUUCUCACUGCAAUUAUGCUGGAGUUUAAAGUGAUUAUGCAAUCCCGGGAUUACAAUGCCCUCACAAUGAGCGUGAUGGCGUUUGUAUCCAUGCUCUAUCCGCUGGAGUACAUGUUUCCUGUGAUACCCCUUCUACCUACAUGUAUGUCUUCAGCGGAACAGCUUCUAUUAGCCCCCACCCCCUACCUGAUAGGCGUUCCUGCAAGCUUUCUGCUGUACAAGAAAGGCUUUGACCUGCCUGAUGACAUCUGGCUCGUCGAUCUGGACUCUAACAAGAUAACUCCGCCAUCCCAGCCAGGAAACAAUGAGUUACCACCCAUGCCAGAGCCAGAGGGCAGUGCUCUGAGAAACCACCUUAAACAGGCGUUAACUAGUAUGAGUAUGACUCCGCAGCCGAUAAAAAAUCUUGACGUUCUGGCCCAGAAUCCGGAUAUGUGGAAACGUCGUGAAAGUUUCUCCAACAACACAGGAUUUAACCCUCUCAUUUACGGGAAUGAUGUGGACUCCGUGGAUAUCGCUACUAGAGUUGCUAUGGUUCGGUUUUUCAACUCUGCAAACACCUUGGGUAACUUCACCGAACAUACCCGUACCCUGCGUCUGUAUCCGCGGGCUGUUGUGGCAUUCCAGAUGUACAGUUUCCUCAAAUCGCGCCCUGUCAAGUCCCACUUCACUGUCCGUCUGUCAAGGACACAGGCAGUAGAGUUUUUUGCUGAAUGGGCAUUAUGCCCGCAGAAUGUUGCAUUUCUCCGUGUGCAGACCUCUGUAUUUGACCCCCUACUGAUCGGAGACAAGCCGAAGUGGUAUGCAAGCCAGCUCCAGCCAAUUUUAUUCAAUGUGUACGAUGAUAACUCCUCCCUUGGCGCUGCAUUGAGCUCUGCAUCCGAGGUGGCUAGUGACGAAAAUCCAACAGAUGAGAGUGGCAGUGACAGCGAUGGGGCGGAGUCUACUUCUUCAUCAUAUUCGUCAUUGAGCGAUUUUGUGACAGAUAUGGUCAACAGUGAGAUUGACGGUGAUACACCUUGUUUCUUACCAGAAAACCAGGUUCUUGCAGUUGAUGAAUCCAAGGUUUACCACCCACCAGACUGCCUCCAACUGCCUGACCCAGGCACAGGGCAUUCCGAUUCUGCAAACUCCCAGAACGAUGAGAGCGAUGAUGGUGCCGACAGCUCUGAUUCCUCAGACGAUAGCAGUGCACCGAGAUAUGCGCCUGACGAAAGCUCUGUGUCGGUCUCAAAUCCUAACAUGCCAAGUUCAAAAGAGUUCAGGUACGACUCUGGGAACCUCACGCCGACAGGACGAGCAACUAGACUCAGGCGUGACAGUGGUGGAUCCAACAGCCCUCCUCCGAGGCCCAGCCGGCCCCCUUUGCAGCCCCUGAACAAGAGCAUUAACUCUGCCUUUGAGUCUUAUGAGAAGCCCCCAAGUCCUCGAGAAAGGGUCCCACCCCAUAGCCCCAGGGAGAGAAUUCCUUCUGGGUCAGGAUCAAGAGGGACUCCGAGCCCUCGGGAGUGGCCACCACCCAAUCCAUUAGCAAUAGCCCGACAGCACAGAGAGCCCAGUGACAGCUCUCAUGAACGGCCCCCUUUAAGUCCAAGGGAAUGGCCUCCUCCAAAUCCUCUGGCAGUCGCCCGACAACUCAGAGAACCCACAAGUCCAAGAGAGCCCCCAAGCCCAAGAAUGCCCCGGGUUCCCCCGCCAAGCCCAAAUCUAGGUCGAGAAAGGUUUGGGUCUACAGGCAGUCAGGGCAGCAGCACGGAUAGUACAAAGGGAAGCAACUCCGGUUCAGCGAGAAAAGGGAAUACACUUCACCCUAACAGGCCUGGGCUGAAGACUAUGCAGUCAGACCCAACAGACACUAAACCAGGCUCUUUGCACGCCCCUCCGGAAGGCCGUGGCUCAAGCCCCUCGUCCCUAAUCUCGACACUGAGUAACGACCUCACAGACUUUGCACACAAUGCUAGCAGCACGCUGUCUGAGUUUUUUGGGGCCAAGAACCCCACCAGCCCAAGCCAGACUCCUACUGCAGUGACCCCUGCCAGUGUCCCCACCCCGCAAACCCACCAGAAACCGGCGCCCAAACCCUUCGCUCCCCUUGGCAACAGGAAAGCCCUUGUGGAAAAAUCAGGGCUCGUCAAACAUGCAACAAACAGAAAGCCUAAGACAGCUGAGAAACAGAAGGCUGAGACCAAGGGUUCGUCUAACAGUGAAAAUCAGCAGUUCCUGAAGGAAGUUGUAGCCAGUGUGCUGGAGGGACAGGGUAUAAGCUGGCUUAAGAUGGGCCGCGUAAAGAAACUUCUUGAGGAUGAGAAUUAUCGCAACUUCAUGGUCUCCAGACUUAACAAGAACCUUGACAAAAAACUAAGCGAUGAUGAUACACAUAUUGAGGAUGUGCCAGUGACAAAGCCAGUGUACAAAGGCAUGCUAUCACUACUGAAGGCGUUUGUUCAUGGUUUGGAGACCACCUUCCAGAAUUACGGUAUCGGGGGGAUGGCGAGUGCCUACAUGGUUCUAGAAAUUGCCCACACCCACCACUGGGCGCGUGAACGAACAAGCUCGAGUAAAAGUGACACUUCCAUAACACCAGAGCUAAACUCCCCAUAUGGAAGUCAGGAGAGUCUUUCCAUCAAGGGGGAUCACUCACCCAGAAAUCCUGACUCACAGAGUCUCAAUGAGGAACACACAGUUGCUGCCCUUGGUUAUUUUGGUAAAGCCAAUUCCAGCCAACUACUGCCCAACGGAAUAAAGUCAGGGCAGUCGCCCGAUAGUACACAGCAGUUAGGUUCACCAGUAAUUGUAAAUGGGGAUGAGUUUGAAAAUAUAGAGAUGGUUGGAAGUUCACUGGAGGAGCACCCAUACAAACUGAACCCUGGCCAUACUGUAAAGGGGCCUGAUAUGAACCGGAAUAUACCCAGUGGUCAGAAAUGUGACAUAAUUAUCACUGGGUCUGCUGAUGAGAGUCGCCACCAACAUCAUCCACUACAACAGCUUCAUCAUCAGCACUCUGGGCCAACACAUUUGUCGUCGCCAUCCUCAGAUCGUGACGUCAUGUUGGAGUUUGUAAAAAACAAGGGUCUUAUGAAGAGCCACCUAGACCAACGCGUGAGCAGCAUAGAUUCUGAUGUGUCAGAGAGCAAGGCAAGUGUUAAGAAAGGCCGCUCCUCAAGUCUGUACAGCAAUAAAAGUAGUCUGAGCACGGGCUCGCGAUAUCGGGACGGGCAAAUGAUCUCCACAUCGCCCAUACCUGGGAGCCCAGAAGUUACGAAGACAUACCUGUUUGAGGGGCUUAUUGGCAAGGAGCGCAGUCGACUCUGGGACCAGAUGCAGUUCUGGGAAGAUGUGUAUCUAGAUGCUGUAGCCCAGGAAAGAGAUAUUAUAGGCAUGGACCAGGGACCAGCUGACAUGAUGGACAGGUACAACUCUUUGGGGCCGGGAGAUAGGAAGCGCCUUGAACACGAUGAAGAUCGACUGUUGUCUGUCCUGCUGUAUAACCUUGUUAGCUUCAUGAUAAUGACUCGCAUACAUAAGACUGAAAUUAAGAAGAAAAUACGCCGCCUCCUCGGGAAGUCUCACAUCGGGCUCGCCUACAGUCAGGAGAUCAAUAAUCUAUUGGACAAGAUUGAAACACUGCACGGGAACGACAUUGACCUGCGUCCUAUGGGGAGUAGGUUUAUGCAGAAACAGUCGUUCACAGUGCAUUGGGGCAGUGACAAUAAGGGAGACAUGCUCUUUAUGGAGGUGUGUGAUGACUGCAUCAUCCUACGGAGUGUCACGGGUUCCAUCUGUGACCGCUGGUGGUACGAGAAACUGGUGAACAUGACUUACUGCCCCAAGACAAAGGUCCUCUGUCUGUGGAGGAAGAUGGGUGAUAAGGUCCAGCUCAACCAGUUCUACACAAAGAAGUGUCGUGAGCUUUACUUCUGUGUUAAAGAAGCUAUGGAAAAGGCUGCCAUGAGAAACAAUAGUAAAAUCCCAGGCCCGGAGCUCGGGGGUGAGUUUCCCGUGCAAGAUGUGAAAUCUGGGCAGGGAGGACUCCUGCAAGUCUGUAUGGAAGGCAUAGGUUUACUCCUAGCGAAUAGUAAGUCAUUUAUAGAGCUAAAUCGUAUCAAGAAGUGUUUUACCUUGAAGGGCGAGAUAUUUAUUCUUGAAGAAUUCGAUGCCAAAAGUAAACAAGUAAUCCAGCAUCGCUUCAAAUCCAGACUGGCUGAAACAAUACCAAUGACCGUACAUCGUAUUAUAACUGUGCAAGUAGCAAAAAUUGAACAGCAAAUACGACAACAGCAGGAAACACUCAGAGACGCUGGAAGCUGAUCAGAUAUGCUAUGCUGUGCUAUGUGUGUUUUCGUACGUCGCAGCAGGGAAUGAACUACGAGAGCAUCAACGCAAACAAACUUGACCAGAACAGAGUUGCACAUAGUGUGGGGUUGUUCAAAACAGAAUUAUCUGAUAGUUAUAUAUGUAUGAGAUAGUGCGGUUCUGAACUGACCCACAUUACUUUCUUUUUGAUUGUUUUGUUUCUGAAAAUUUGUGAAGGCUGUCCACUUAUGAUAAUUUAAAAGCAUUUAAUGAUAUAUAUUUUAUUAAGAAUAUAUUACAAAUUUGAACACAGUUCUAACAUUUAUUUAAAUAUUGCGACUUUACAAUUGUGAUAUAAUAAAUGACUGACUCAAAAUAUGAUUACUAUUUUAGUAGCGACUCCUUUUUAAUUGCUUUGUAAAACUACCGUAUUUUAAUCAUUUGAGAAACGUUGCUAAAUCAAUACGAAGAUAAAAAUCGACACAGUUUUGUUACAACAUUAACAUUUCCAUGGUAACUACGAUUUGUUGAUUGCUUAAAUUGUGGACAGCCUAAAGUAUUAUUUCAAAUGGUGCUUUACUUAUAUUUAACCUCUUUGUACAUGUGUACAUAUGUUUAUGGAUUGUUUUUCAAAGACGAAAAUAGUAUAUUUAUAUUUAAAUUAUAUAUUUUCUCACUAAGCUUUGUGUAAUAUCCUCACAAACAUUAAAUAAUAUAUAUGUUUACAUUUGUUAAGUUGCUUCUUUCAGAGAUAUAUUUUUGCUCACUCGUUGCUAUUUCUAGUCUUUCAUAUUCUUUCUGUACAUUGAAUAUGCAUAACAAGAAUUGGAAUUAAUUAGGGAAAAGGGAUAUAACGUAUUUAUUCCUAUUUAUUCAUCUAGUAGAUCAUAUUAAAGAUUCAUGGUCUGUUUAAUAGUUAUAAUUUGACCAAUGAAAAGGCAGAAUUUCUCAAGUUUUCGAAUACAUUUAUGUCAUUGAAUCAGCAGUCGUUCGUUUGUUUGUUUAUUUUUUGAUCAGGUGAAGUGGUAGAUACUGGCUGGCCCAGUAAAUGGGUAGUUGACAGAAUGUAUGUAGACCACAAGUAAAACAUUAAAAUUGUCAGUAUGUACUAACAAAAAGUAUUUUAUUAAAUGCUAAUAGUCAUCCAUUAUUUAAAAGUCGGAGUAUAUUUUUCAACUGCUAAAUCAUUUGGUCAUAAUUCAGUAACAAGGUUUUCGAAAUGUAAUAGAAUUGUAUCAAAGAAGACUGCAUUAAUGUUGAUGUCUUCUAAUAGUGUUUAAUAGUUGUACAUAUGUAUGGUGGCUCUUUUCCUUGAAUUGCUUAAGUGUGAUGAAAUAAAAUAUAAAUCGUUAACAGAAAUUAAACUUACAGUUUCCAUCGGAAAGUUUAACAGUUUUAAGGGUAUGAUUGAUAUGAUGGUACAUAUACAUAAAAUGUAUGAUGAGAUAUAGUCAAUGUUCUUGUUUUUCUUUUACAGUAGAAGCUCUUUUGUUUUUAUUUAAAAGGUUGUGUUUUGUGCAACUCUGUAUCUGGUCAGUAUUCACUGCGGGAAUGGACGGUACUCUCAACAAACCGCAACCAAGAGGAGUUAACCAUAAGUCUCAAGUCAUUUCCGAACUUAAGUUGAUAUCCCGAAAUAAUUUUAGUCGAAUUAAAAGAAAUGUAUGCAUAGUUUAAACAGAAAAUAUAAUAGUUUUAAUUAAGUUAAUGAAUAUAUGAAGUAUUUCGGAAGUUGUUCUUUCAUAUGACCAGUGGGAUGCUAAAGAUAGGAAAAAGCAUUACGUUAGGAAAUGACCUAAGAUCUUUAUGAAUGCAGGACCAGACAUUCAGUGUCUUUUUAUUUAGUGUUUAAUGUUAAGGACACAUUUCAUUAUCCCAAUCUGGACUUUGAUAAAGGUGACCCAGAAAGGGAUAUUUUUAUAAGACCCAACGCCAACAUGAGAACAACAGAUUCAACAGUUCAUUGCUUACUUCGGAGGUUGUGAAAAGGUUGAUGCAGUUCGAUGAGUGAUCGGGACAUUGCAAACGCAUUCGAUCAUGUGUUUGUUCAAUUGUGACGUAUUCGCUGAACCAUGCCAAAUAGAUAUAAAGUUAUGUUGUCGAGGAAGUUUUCGGUAGUGUAGGAUAAAACAUGUAUCUUUUUUAAACAUGACCAUUAUAUACUUUUCAGCCAGAUGGAUUUGAGCUCAAAAUUGUUGUAUAAUAUUUGUUUUAAAAACGUUGUAUCCAUGAUAGUUAAACACUGAUAUAUAAUCGCCCCUUAAGGAACUGUAUUUUUCUUUUGCACUUGUGUAGUAAUAAUAUGCGUAAUUUAUCAACAUUUCGUAUUAUAUCAUAGAUUUUGUUUUUGACAUUUGAACAUUUAACAUUAUUAAUUAACAUUUUUCUGUAACGCUCUGAGAAUUUGAUAAGAAAACACUGUCUGUUUGUGUUUUAAAUAUGAACUCAUUGUGUGUACAACUAUGCUUUUUAAAGUACACUAAAAAUACAUGUUAAGCUUUAAACGGCACUUUAGUUAGGAAUCUCGUAACUCAGACAAUCAAAUUAAUCUAAAAAUAACACCUACCACUUUCAAGCAAUUGGAAUAAAAAUACAUGUAUAUAAAUAAUCAUCGACAGUUCACUCUACGAUAUUGAAUAUCGUGGGACAUUACGCAAGGAAAAUAUCGUAAUCAUUAAUAAUUAAUGAGGCAGCUUCAUUCGGACGAAUGGGGACCACUUCGGAAUUUAAUCAAAUGAAAUUACGUCAUCUGUUCUUUUCUUUACUUAGUAACAAAACCCUUGUAUGACGUCAUUAUUAGUUUGCAACAAGCAAUUUCAUCGGAAGAAGAGUUUUCUUCCCUAUCUCAUAAAUAUUAAUAAAAAUGAGAAUUUGUCAGUCAAUUCCGACGAAACUAACACAGUGUAGACGUUAUAAAGUACUUAAGUUACCAACGAAAAUAAAUAUUAAGUUGGAAAUGACCGUUCGGAUCAAAAUAUAUUUAUUAAAGUUACAAUAUGGUAAUGUAACAAUAUGUAGUGUUAUAAACAUUAAUGCUAUUACAUUAUAAUUCUUUUUUUGGGGAUGAUAUUAGUUAGAAAGAAGUUUGAGAGUUUCACAUUUCAAAGAAGCACAAAUUGCAAACUUUACAACCUUAGACUUGGAAAUAACUAUAUACAAAAUACUAUAUAUGUAAUGAACAUGCAAUGUGUUUCGUGUAUGAUAUUUGUUGUUCAGUUUACUAGUAAUAUUAGAUCAUUUGUACGCAAACAUGUUUAUGUCACUUAUCUAUUCAUUUCAAUGGAUCGUCACGUUUGUUUAUUUUGAAGUAGAUGAAAUCAGUGGUUAAUAAUACCUUAUUUGUAGAAAUCCGCAUGGGUUUAUUAUUAUAGCCUUGUGCAAUAUUGUUAACAUUGUUCAUUUGAAAUAAAUCGUUACAAUGU
Mya arenaria is the source of this 8914-nucleotide messenger RNA. RefSeq names its product MAP kinase-activating death domain protein-like. NCBI's taxonomy places the organism in Eukaryota, Metazoa, Mollusca, Bivalvia, Myida, Myidae. The transcript is spliced from 33 exons. The coding region runs from base 258 to 5507 and encodes 1749 amino acids. Gene Ontology annotation, cellular component: cytosol. The record is from RefSeq and is a predicted model, not a curated record. Gene Ontology annotation, biological process: regulation of apoptotic process; regulation of Rab protein signal transduction. Gene Ontology annotation, molecular function: guanyl-nucleotide exchange factor activity.